Molecule: messenger RNA, 1579 nt
Organism: Maniola jurtina (meadow brown)
Lineage: Eukaryota; Metazoa; Arthropoda; Insecta; Lepidoptera; Nymphalidae
Product: protein yellow-like
Exons: 8
Coding region: 73-1410 (445 amino acids)
Cellular component (GO): extracellular region
Source: RefSeq, a predicted model, not a curated record
UUUGAGCGCAAAAUUUCAAAGUACAAACAAAACAAAAUAGUUACCCUCGUAUUAAAAAUACACCACAGGACCAUGCCUUAUCCAAAUUUCAAAUUUCGCAAUAAUUUAAACACAAUGAAAACCUCACUGUUUUGUCUGUUUUUGCUCUUCAUAUUCAAAGAUUCUCAAUGCUUGCUACCACCUAAAUUUCAAUGGAAAACUAUAGACUUUGCAUGGGAGGGUCAAACGCGGGAGGCGGCAUUGAAGUCUGGUGCUUAUAUCCCUGAAAACAUUAUACCUGCGGGUAUUGCUAGAUGGAAAGACAAACUCUUUAUUACGAUACCUAGAUGGAAGAAAGGAGUUCCGGCAUCAUUAAACUACAUCCACGUAAACGGCAGUCAGUCCCAACCCCUGAUCCCAUAUCCAAGCUGGGGCUCAGCAUUCUUGUCGGACGCGGCGUGUUGUAUCACCGACAACAGCACUGUCGUGUCCACGUUCCGCGUUCACGUCGACCAGUGCGACCGACUGUGGGUUGUCGAUAACGGAGUCGCUGACAUGUCGAGAGACAUUCGGCAAAUAACGGCGCCAGCUAUAUUGGUGUUUGACCUGAACACGGACACGCUGAUACAUCGCUACGUGAUCAAGGACGAGGUGCUCCGAGACUCGUCAGUACUGACAAGCAUUGCGGUUGACAUAGUGGGCAAAGGUUGCCGCGAUGCGUAUGCCUACAUCCCAGACAUGGGCUCCAACGCUCUGCUGGUAUACAGCCUCGCGAAGAACGACGUAUGGCGCGUGGAGAACCAUUACUUCCACUUCGACCCGCACGCGGGGGUGUAUUCAGUGGGAGGGGUGGACUUCUACUGGAGCGAUGGUAUAUCUUCCGCUGUUCUGUCGCCGUCGAAGAAAUCUGGCUACCGCGAUCUCUAUUUCCACCCGACAUCAAGCACGAAGCAGUUCCGCAUGUCCACAAAGUUACUGCGAAACAAAAAUGUUCCUCAAGAAAACAUAUUCAGUGGAGUUGAGGUAGUUGGUGACAGAGGCGCGAUGUCGCAAGCAACUGCAUGUGAUGUGGAUCCAAAUAACAACGUUUUAUUUUACACUCAACUGAGCAAAAACGGCGUAAGCUGUUGGAAUUUAGACAAGCCCUUGAAUGAGGAGAACGCACCUCUCAUCAUCAGCGAUUGCACUCUUCUGGAGUUUCCGAAUGAUAUUAAGGUGGACCAAGAAGGUAACCUCUGGAUACUAAGCAAUAGACAAUCGCGAUUCCUCUACGAGUCUAUGGACUUCUCCCAAGUGAAUUUCAGAAUACUAACGGCACCAGUGAACGCGGUCAUUCAAGGCACACCAUGUGAAAAACUUUCUACUAUGGAAAGGGCGCUUAGUUUUAUACGACCAAAGUCGAGCAAGAAAUCUUCAAAAACUUCACAAUAACUAGCUCCGUAUAUUUUACCCGAAUGCAUUAACCCUUCCUUUCCUUAUAUGCCAGUUAACAUCAAUUUAUUAUUUUUUAUCUUUCCAUUUCAAAACUUUAUGAGUAAAUAAGAACUUAGCUAUAGACUGCGAAAAUUAGAAAUUUUAUGAUUUCUAAAUUUUCUCUAGU